Molecule: messenger RNA, 698 nt
Organism: Capsella rubella
Lineage: Eukaryota; Viridiplantae; Streptophyta; Magnoliopsida; Brassicales; Brassicaceae
Exons: 1
Coding region: 145-546 (133 amino acids)
Source: RefSeq, a predicted model, not a curated record
UUUUUCCCCCCUAACGCUGAUUUUCCCGCCGCUCUCACUCCAUUACAAAAAUCCUUAGAUCCCCAAAUCUUCAUUUCAUCAAUCCUCAAUCUCUCUAUCUCUCUCUCGAUCCUCAAAUUCAAUCUCUUAACCAAUUUCGUAACCAUGAAAGACAUCUCUAAAUCUCCGGCGAGAAGAAACGACGGAUUCCACCGCUACUUGAAACCAGGAGCUCUUGCACAGAUCCGAAACUCGAGGAUCAACGGUAGAUCUACUUCUGUUACAUCUCUCGUGUCUCGAUCCCUCUCGCAACCACUCGAUCCGAUUACACCAUCUCAGAACUCUGCCGAUGAUGAAGCAGCGACGGCGGCGGCGCGGAGUCUGACGAUUGAUCAGGUACCACAUCUUCUGAGAAAGAUCUACGGUCCUUAUAGUUAUCAGAGGAAGAAAUUAGGCGCUGCUAGAUCUGUCUCGUCGAUGAUGAUGAUGAACAUUAAUCCUCCUAUAAACUCAGUUCUUGUUGAACCCAGUAGUAGUGUGUUGAAUAGUGAUGUUAUUGCUCAUUGAGAGUUUUAAAAUCUAGUCUCUCUUCCGAAUCUGUAAUCUCAUGUUACAAUUUGGGUAUAAUGUUCAAUACUCAUUAUAUAAUCAUUAAAUUUUCAAUAAAUUAUGUGUGUUUAAUCAUACAAUUGAUGAUAAUUUAACCUCUGUUAAUUUAA